CGUAAAAUAUUGGGCUUGCAUUAAUUUCUCGCGAAGUGUUCAAGAAACCGCUGCUUGCAGUUUCUGCCAACAGCUUGUUGAGAUGUGCCAAAUUUCUAGCAUGGAGUUUGAAAGUGAGCCUGUAAUUCCAAUAUACUCAGCAAGACCUGACCAGGUAAAAAAGCUAUAAAGUUUAUGUGUCAUUCUGCUGCAAAGCAAACUCGAAGGGAAAGAGCUGGAGUUACUUAUUGCCAUUCUUCCUGACAACAAUGGCUCGCUUUACGGUGAUAUAAAACGAAUUUGCAAAACUGAUCUCGGGUUGAUUUCUCAAUGCUGACUUACUAAACAUGUGUUAAGGAUUAACAGACAGUAUUUGGCAAAUGUGUCGCUCAAAAUCAAUGUGAAGAUGGGAGGAAGAAAUACAGUGCUUUUAGAUGCUUUAAGCUGGAGGAUUCCCUUGGUUAGUGACAUUCCGACCAUAAUUUUCGGGGCUGACGUAACACAUCCCGAGUCUGGAGAGGAUACUAGUCCCUCUAUAGCUGCUACCUCCCAAGACUGGCCAGAGGUUUCAAAAUAUGCCGGGUUGGUAUGCGCUCAGCCUCAUCGGCAAGAACUUAUUCAAGAUUUAUUCAAAACCUGGCAAGAUCCUCAACAGGGCACAGUUUCUGGUGGCAUGAUAAGACAUGUGCAGGCUUGUGCAUCACUUGAAGCUAGUUACCAACCUCCAGUAACAUUUGUUGUUGUCCAAAAGCGGCAUCAUUCUCGACUUUUCGCAAGCAAUCACGACAACAGAAGUAACACCGACAAGAGUGAAAAUAUUUUACCAGGUACUGUUGCGGAUUCUAAAAUAUGUCAUCCCACAGAAUUCGAUUUUUAUUCAUGUAGUCAUGCAGGAAUUCAGGGGACUAGCCGUCCUGCUCAUUAUCAUGUGCUACGGGAUGAGAAUAGCUUCAUUGCCAACGAGAUUCAGUCUCUGACAAACAACCUCUGUUAUACGUAUGCUAGAUGCACACGAUCCGUUUCUAUAGUGCCUCCUGCAUACUAUGCUCAUCUGGCAGCAUACUGAGCUCGAUUUUAUAUGAAACCUGAAGCAUCAGAAAAUACUAAACUACGAUGCAUGCGUAGAGCCAACGGGUCAUGUGUUCAGCCACUGCCUGCAUUAAAAGAGAAGGUGAAGAAUGUGAUGUUUUAUUGCUAAGUUAAAAAUGAGAAAGUACAGAAGAAAUAAGAAAAAAUAAAAAAAAUAACCAUCUUGUACGCAGCAGUUCUUAUUAGCUUAUAGCUUUAGCGAAUUUCCACUGAUUUCUUUUAUCUAAUACAGUGCUAGUUAAAUGCGUAUUGUAAUAUCGUGGUAUAAUAGCAAACACCUUAGCAUAAUUUGGUAGUGAGUUAUUUCUAGUAGA
Mercurialis annua (annual mercury) is the source of this 1382-nucleotide messenger RNA. RefSeq names its product protein argonaute PNH1-like. Gene Ontology annotation, biological process: regulatory ncRNA-mediated post-transcriptional gene silencing. Gene Ontology annotation, molecular function: nucleic acid binding. The transcript is spliced from 10 exons. The record is from RefSeq and is a predicted model, not a curated record. The coding region runs from base 386 to 1045 and encodes 219 amino acids. Lineage: Eukaryota; Viridiplantae; Streptophyta; Magnoliopsida; Malpighiales; Euphorbiaceae. Gene Ontology annotation, cellular component: cytoplasm.